AGCUGCUCCUCAGUGAAAAUAACAUAAUAAUUGAAUUUCUAUUGAUUCUCCAGUGAAGUGAUUUGCGCCAGGAAUAGAUUUAAUCGUUUAUUUCUGAGCAAAAGGAUUGCAGCUGCACAUUGGCCACAAAUAGGAUAGCAUAUAUAAAUCUUUGAUUAAAAUAAGGAGUGUUCCGUGCUGUGCGCCCUCUCAAAUACGAGGAGGAUCACAAGACGUGACCAUGACACAAUUGUCGACGAUGACGAUGGUGGCAGGAACAACCGCCGAUGGACACUUUGAAAGUGGAUUAGCUAAUGCUCACAAGAGAAGUGCUAACAAAUUUUAUGCAACAGUGAAUGACAGUGAUGACACGUUCAAUAAUAAUAAUAAUAACGAGGGCAAGAGCCAAUUGAAUAGCAUAAGUGACCAAAGUGAAUAUGACCCGAAGGAUAAGGAAGUCGCGGAGGAGGAGGAGGAGUACGAGUAUCUCGGGAUUAAAUUCAAGCAGCCGCUGAAGGUGAUUAACGCCGUGUCCAUCAUUGGAUUCCACCUCGUGUCGCUCUAUGCAUUCCUAGUGAAUUUCCGCUCGCCGCACUUCUUCACCGUGGCUUGGGCCUUUAUCGUGGGUGGAAUUGGCGGAUUCGGCGUGACUGCAGGUGCGCACAGACACUGGAGUCAUAAGGCGUACAAGGCGAAGACACCACUCCGGGUUAUCUUGGCUCUCUGCUUCUCAGUUGCCGGGCAGAAUACCAUUUUCGAUUGGACGCGCGACCACCGGGUCCACCAUAAAUUCUCCGAGACGGACGCCGAUCCGCACAACUCCAAUCGGGGCUUCUUCUUUGCCCACGUCGGCUGGCUCAUGAUGAAGAAACAUCCCGAUGUCAUCCGAAAGGGCAACCAGGUGGACAUGAGUGACAUUCUCGCCGAUCCCGUGGUGCAGUGGCAUCAGAAAUACUUUGUGCCACUGAAGUUGCUUCUCUGCUUCGUGCUUCCAACCAUUACACCUGUCUACAUGUGGAACGAGGAGUGGAUAAUCUCCAUCUUCACUCUCUCCUUCAUCCGAUACGUCUUCGCUCUGAACUUCACAUGGCUGGUCAACAGUGCCGCUCACAUGUGGGGAAACAAGCCAUACGACAGGAAAAUCAAUCCAUCGGAAAAUCUCACCGUGUCCCUCGUGUCUAUGGGCGAGGGAUGGCACAACUAUCACCAUACGUUCCCUUGGGACUACAAGGCGGCUGAAUUCGGUGAUUUCAGAUACAACAUUACAACGUCGAUCCUCAGACUCUUCGCCAAGAUCGGCUGGGCGUACGAUCUGAAGGAGCCUUCGCAGGAGCUCAUUCGCAAGACCAUCGCGCGCAAUGGCGAUGGAUCUCACCACGAGCACGGCCACCGGAGCAUGCCGGAUGAGAUUCCCAUGGAGGCGGACGAGAACUCGAAUUUAGUAGAAUAGGGAAUUUUGAAAUGCCUUGAAGAGUAAUCAAAGCAGGAAUCCAGAUAAUCCCACAAUCCGAGAAUACAAGUGAAAGUCUAAGCUUUCGGCUAAUCUAUUUAAUUUAAGGGAUUUGUAUAUUUAUAUAGAUUUUACAAAGCAGAUUCUUUUACAACUGAGUUUACGUACAUUGAGCUAGUGAAUAUAUUCAUGUAGAACUUUUUACAAACACGGAUUUCAAGUGGCUGUGUUAUGCCUUCAUUUGAGUGUUUCGCAUUAGUGAAAUGCAAUUUCUGGUACGUUUUUUUAUACUGUAAAAGUCAUUGGUAUUUUACACGAGGUGUAUAUUAUUGUAAUAUGAAUUGGAGACUAAAUAAAGACAAAUGAGCAAAAUAUAAUAAGAAAUCAUGUUUAUAUGACGUUGCUAUUCCUCGAAAAAUUUUAUAGGUCAAAUUAAAAAGCGCUACGACAAAUUUUCUCAAGUGUACUUCACCCAAUAAAACGUAAUGCAUUGCAUUUUUCAAUUGGGUUAUUAGCGUCACAAAGGCUUGGAGUGCAAUUGUGGAAUUUCUCGCGACAUGUAAAGAAUAAGACAUUAUGAAAAGGGCAUCAAUUUCGAGUUCUCAGUGCUGAGUCAUCGGCAGAAAUAUUCUAAACUGUAUAAAAUUAAUUUGCCAAAAUUGUGAAGAUUUUAGAUAGUGAGAUAUUCGAGGAUUUCCUCAUUUUUCCAUCGUUUCCCGGGUGAACCGAAGUUCAACAUCAUGCUUACGUAGAAUAUUUCUUUACUUGAUUAAGAAACUGAGAAUUGCUUCAAUCGAUCAAAUGGAAAAAUUUCAGAUUAUAUGGAGAAU
Phlebotomus argentipes is the source of this 2259-nucleotide messenger RNA. Its product is annotated as acyl-CoA Delta-9 desaturase-like. The transcript has 6 exons. The record is from RefSeq and is a predicted model, not a curated record. The coding region runs from base 221 to 1429 and encodes 402 amino acids. NCBI's taxonomy places the organism in Eukaryota, Metazoa, Arthropoda, Insecta, Diptera, Psychodidae. Gene Ontology annotation, cellular component: endoplasmic reticulum membrane. Gene Ontology annotation, biological process: unsaturated fatty acid biosynthetic process. Gene Ontology annotation, molecular function: iron ion binding; stearoyl-CoA 9-desaturase activity.